Molecule: messenger RNA, 4389 nt
Organism: Acomys russatus (golden spiny mouse)
Lineage: Eukaryota; Metazoa; Chordata; Mammalia; Rodentia; Muridae
Gene: Prmt2ip
Product: chromosome 14 C15orf39 homolog
Exons: 2
Coding region: 435-3500 (1021 amino acids)
Source: RefSeq, a predicted model, not a curated record
AUAAGGCCAAAGUAUACAUAUUUGUUCAGUACCUCAAAAACUAUAACUAGAGCUGGCCACUGGUGGCGCACGCCUUUAAUCCCAGCACUCAGGAAACAGAGGCAGGCAGAUCUCUCUUAAGUUGGAGGCCAGCCUGGUCUACAGAGCAAGUUCUAGAACAGUCCAAGGCUAUACAGUGAAACCCUGUCUUGAAAAACAAAACAAAAAAUCAAACCAAACUACAUCCGGAAAUAAAAGGUAGGACCAGAAACCUCUGCAUGUGUGGCCUUUCCAGUCUGACCCGAGUGUUGCUAAGGGCCAGAGUCUCAGCCAUGAGUUGAGUGGCCUUUGCUUGCUUACACGUGGCCCGUGUCCUAACCACCUUUGCCUCUCUUCUCUCUCAGGUCAGCAAGUCAAGUAGCAGAGGUUCUGGAGGGCUUGACACCUUCACAGUAAUGGCAGAGAAGCGGCCCCUGGGCCCUCUGGGGCCUGUGAUGUACGGCAAGCUGCCCCGCCUGGAGCCAGACCCAGGGCCAGGCCAUGGCCUGCCCCUUUCUGCUGGUAACCAGGACUCCUGCAAUUACAAGGGUUCAUACUUCUCCUGCCCCAUAGCGGGUAAUCCCAAGUCAGGACCUGAGCGGUUGGCAUCUUGGACCCCUUACCCACCCUUAUACCCCACUGGUGUGGCAGGAUCCACACUCCGGGCUGACAACCUGUUGACAAACUGCCUGCUGUACCGCCCUUCGACAGAAGGCUCUGAAAAGAUACAGGACUCCAGUGAGCUUCUGCCCUUUGGUCCGCAGGCUCAUGCAUUCCCAGGCCCACCACUGGCAGCGCCCAAGCCUGUCUACCGGAGCCCUUUGUGUUACGGACUCUCCACUUGCUUAGGCGAUGGAGGAACCAAGAGACCAUUGGAUGUUGACUGGACCUUGGUGACGGGGCCCCUAUUGCCCUCUGCUGAGCCACCCUGUUCUCUAACUACAGCUCCUGGCAAGGGCCAGUCUCUGGAUGGGACGUUAUUGCGUGGGCUACCAACUGGGGCACCUGGCAAAGACUCCUCCCUGACUUUUUCCCCGUGCCAGGCACUGUUGGAGAAGUAUCGAACCAUGCACAGCACAGGCUUCCUGGCUUCCAAAUACACCAGUCCUUAUUCUGGAGAUUCCAAGCAAGCAGUGUCCGAGGGGCCCUCCAGUCCUUGGACCCAGCUUGCCCAGCCCCUAGGACCACCUUGCCAGGAUGCAGUGCCAGCCCACUACCCACUGCCCCCACCUCCACAGGCCUUGCCUUGCCCUCCAUCUUGUCGUCACCCAGAGAAGCAGGGAAACUAUGGCUCUCUGCUCCCACUGCCACCUCUAGGACCCCACAAGGGGGCUGCUGCGUACCAAGCUGGUGGGCUGGGUAGCCCCUACUUGAGGCAGCAGGCAUCCCAGACCCCCUACAUGCCCCCUGGGAUAGACACUUAUUCCUACUCCACUGUACCCCACCCAGCACCCUCCCCAGGCCUCAAGCUGGAGCCCCCUCUUGCUCCAAGGUGUCCACUGGACUUUGUCCCCCAAACUCUGGGUUUUCCUUAUGCCAGGGAUGACCUCUCUCUCUAUGGGGCAUCCCCAGGACUUGGAGGAACACCACCUUCCCAUUCCCAGAACAGUGUGCAGCAUGUGCCACAGCCCAGUGCCUUCCAGCGAGCAUGCCAGCCUUUACCAGCCAACCAGCCAUGCUCUGAGCCUGUGAGACCUGCAGAAAAGCCAACACCGGAAGCUCAAGAGAAGAUAUGGCUGCCCAGCUGCAGGAGAGAGCAACUCCAGCCCAGGCCCAGUGAACGUCCUGGGGUACCUAUUGUCAUCCGUGACAGUCCAGUUCCCCGCACCUCACCAUCACUGCAUCCCUGUGCCAAGGAGCGCCAGCCUUUUCCACAGAAGGGUGCCAGGCCUCCCAGCUCUCCACCAAUGCCUGUGAUUGACAAUGUUUUUAGUCUGGCCCCCUACCGUGACUACCUGGAUGUGCAGACACCCGAGCCCCCACCUGACGAGGAUUCUGCUCCAGCGACCAGUAAGAGCCAAGACAAAGAUUGCAAGGAGGCCCUGCCUGUCCAGGAUGGAGCCUCCAGGCCUCACUGCUCGCUUCGUGAGGAGGUGGCGCUGGACUUGAGUGUGAAGAAGCCUGUGGCAGAGGCUGUUCCUGUCAAGGCCGCUAGUCCUCAGGUGCAUGAGAAGCCCAUUGAAGCUGCGGAUGGGCCAGGUAUGGAAAAUACAGUGUCGGGUCUGCCGGGCCUAAAAAAGAUGGUCACAGAAAUGUCUGAAGUGCCCACAGAAGCCACACCAAGGACCAACUUCCACAGCUCUGUGGCCUUCAUGUUCCGAAAAUUCAAGAUCCUCCGUCCUGCACCCUUGCCUGCAGCUGUUGUCCCAUCCCCACCUGCCCCAGCUCCUGCCCCUGCCCAGCCCGUGCCCAACCCCCCAUCCGUGCCCAUGGGACUGCAGAUUCUCACUCAGCCUUUGCCAGUGGCAUGCUUCAACUUGGCCCUGCCUAGCCCACCAGCCGUAGCUGUGGCAUCCCCGGCCCCAGCCUCUGCUCCCGCUCCAUCACCAGCUCCUGCCCCUGCUCUGGCCGCAGGCCCUGCUCCAGCCUCUGCUCAGGUUUCCACUGCAGCUCCUGAGGACUCCCCAGAACAGCACUUUACAGGGCUGCACACAUCCCUCUGUGAUGCCAUCUCCGGCUCUGUGGCCCACUCUCCACCAGAGAAACUGCGAGAGUGGCUUGAGACAACUGGGCCAUGGGGCCAGGCUGCGUGGCAGGACUGCCAGGGGGUGCAGGGCCUACUGGGCAAGCUGCUGUCCCAGCUGCAGAAGUUCGUGUGCACGCAGCAGUGCCCCUUUCCCCAUGUGGUCCGGGCCGGUGCCAUCUUUGUGCCCAUCCAUCUGGUGAAGGAGCGUCUCUUUCCGAAGCUGCCGCCUGCCUCUGUGGACCACGUGCUGCAGGAGCACCGUGUGGAGCUCCGGCCCACCACUUUGUCAGAGGAGCGUGCGCUACGCGAACGCGCCCUUCACGGCUGCACCUCACGCAUGCUGAAGCUGCUGGCACUGCGCCAGCUGCCCGACAUCUACCCUGACCUGCUGGGCCUACAGUGGCAUGACUGUGUACGCCGCCAGCUGGAUGGCUUUGACACCGAGGCCAGGGCUUUAUCCCCAUCAGAACCCACGGUGACCAGAGAUGAGCCAGAAAGCCAAGCCCCGGCUGGGAAGUCAUCAGCUCCCAAGUUCAAGAAGCCAGGGAGGAAGCCACCAACACCUGGCCCCGAGAAAGCAGAGACAACCACGGGGGAAGGGUCAUGUGAUCCCUCACCCAGCUCUGGUGCCAGCACCAGCCCACCAGGCCCCACCCUGAGGGCACGCUUCCGGAGCUUGUUGGAAAACGCCUGGCUCAAUGGUGUGGCACUUCCUACUUGGGGCCACAAGGCCUCAGGACCAGAUCGUCCUUCGCCUCACCCCCAACUCCUGGGCAGCCAGAGCCAUCGUCUGUAGCAUUGGUUGCUAGUGUUGUUGGGACAACCAACCAUCUGGGACCACUGUGUACCUGUCCUGACAAUCCACCUGCUCAGGGCUAGAAGUGGAUAUUAGGGCUGGGCCCACCUAACUGGGCAGAGACUUCGUGAACUUUUUAACCUCAAGGUCUUUGUUAGAAGGGUUUCCUUCCCUUGAGAAAACCUGUGGGCAUUGGAGCCAAUCUGACCUGGCCUUGAAUCCUGGCUGCUGUGUUCCUUGUUGCGUGUUCUGGGCAAACACUUCACGUCUCACGAGCCCUUGUUCCCCCAUUUGUAGACUAAGACAGCACAGCCUACCUCGCAAGGGUUGUUGUGGGGAUGACUUCUGGCAUAUACCGUUAUGCUUUGGGUUGCUUCUUGCCCAGGACAGGCCUUUGACAUCUGUCAGGCUGUGGGAUAGAGACUUGAGGCUGGCAGAAGCUUCUGGUCAAGUCUUCAUACGUCUUGGGACCCACUUAUCUUCAUGUGGUACAUUGUACAACGUGUAUGACUCACACACACUUCCUCCCCCAGUCCACUGCGGUGCAGGGACCUGGGCUGGGGCUGACCUGAGAACCCCAUGUCUGCUCUGGAUUCAUAUCAGUGACCUACCUGGGCUGUGUCUCACACCCCAGUAGGACUGUAUAGAGUUGUACGCUUCUAGAGCCAAGCAGCUACAGAGACUGGACCGGACAGGCUGUGUGAGCUCAAUGCCGGGAGAUCUGGACUGGGCACCCUUGGUAUUUGCCAAGGCUCUUGGGGCCACCUCUCUGCAGUGGGCUGAGCUCAGCUGGUUGCUGGCAAGCUGUGGCUCCUGUCUUAUUUAAGGGUUUUGAUGAGACUGGGCCCUGGGGGCCAGCUAUUAAAAAGCAUUUGGGCUGUUUUUAGAA